AUGAAAUUUCAUUCAUUACUAAUAUUAUUACUUGCUAUUGGACAAACGCAAGCAAUCUGGCCAUUUGACUCAAACGAUUCUGAAUCUUCCUCAUCAACGUCAACAUCAAGUGGUAGUGGUGGAUUUUGGCCAUUUGGGUCAGAUGAUUCAUCCACAUCAACAAGUGAAUCACAAUCAGAAACUGAUUCCCCAUCGUCGUCAUCAUCGUCAUCAUCAACAGGUGAUAGUACAAGUACUGAUUCAUCAUGGUAUCAGAUAUUUUUAGAUAGUGGAGGUGAUGAAAAUAAUGAUGGAUUAAAUAAAUAUUCCCCAUAUAAUACAACAUGUCCAAAUCAUUCCAUAAUCCGUGAAGCUAUAGAAAUAUCAGAUAAUGAAAAAGAAUAUUUACAAAAUAGACAUAAAAUAACUAAUAAAAAUCUAAUUGAUUUCUUACUGAAAAAAUCCAAUCUUUCUAAUUUUGAUGCUGAGUCAUUUAUAAAUGAUAAUUCGGAUACUCAUAAUAUAACUAUUGGAUUAUCAUUUAGUGGAGGUGGUUAUAGAGCUAUGUUAUGUGGAGCAGGACAAAUUUUAGGAUUAGAUGGAAGAUUUAAAGAUGCAAAUGAUCAUGGAUUAGGUGGAUUAUUAGAAAGUUCAACUUAUUUAACUGGAUUAUCUGGUGGAAAUUGGUUAGUUGGACUGUUGGUUUUAAAUGAUUGGUUAUCAGUUAAGGAUAUAAUCUCUGGAGAUUCACAAAUUUGGCAACUUGAAGAUUCUAUAUUAAAUCCAAGUGGAAUUAGAAUAGAUAAAACAAUUGCUUAUUAUUAUGGAUUAUCAAAAGCAAUUGAAGCCAAACAAGAUGCCGGUUUUGAUACAUCAAUAACUGAUACUUGGGGUAAAGCACUUUCAUAUCAAUUUUUUGAAGAUGGUGAAGGUGGAUCAAAUAUCACUUGGUCAAGUAUUCGUAACAUUUCAAGUUUUAAAGAUCAUUCAAUGCCUUAUCCAAUAGUGGUUGCUAAUGGAAGAACACCACAUACUCUUAUUAUUAAUGAAAAUUCAACUGUAUUUGAAAUCAGUCCAUAUGAAUUGGGAUCUUGGGAUCCAUCAUUACGUUCUUUUUGUGAUGUUAAAUAUAUUGGUUCAACAGUUAGUAAUGGAGACCCCAAUAAUACUGACAUUUGUGUUGAGAAUUAUGAUAAUGCCGGGUUUAUAAUGGGGACCUCUUCUUCUUUAUUUAAUCAAGUUCUUCUUCAAUUGGAUAAUUAUUCAAUUAACAGUGUGAUUAAACUGAUUCUUAAAAAGAUAUUAACUAAUGUGAGUAAAAAAGAAUAUGAUAUUGCGGUUUACGAACCAAAUCCAUUUUACGGAGUUGAUUCAGCGGGUUCAAAAUCUAUUGUUAAUAAUGAUACAUUAUAUUUAUGUGAUGGAGGUGAAGAUUUACAAAAUGUGCCAUUUUAUCCCUUAAUUCAAACAUCAAGAGAUGUUGAUGUUAUAUUUGCUUUUGAUAAUUCUGCUGAUACAUUUGAGAGUUGGCCCAAUGGUACAUCUAUAAUGGAAACUUAUAAACGUCAAUUUGCUAAACAAGGUAAAGGAACUCCAUUCCCUUAUGUUCCUGAUGUUGAUGGAUUUUUAGAUCAAGAUUUAAGAGACAAACCUGUAUUUUUUGGAUGCAAUGCAUCAGAUUUGGAUGAUUUAGUCUCAUGGCAUAAUAAUGAUGAUAUAAAUUCCACUGAUAUUCCACUAAUUGUUUACACAUCAAAUUCAAAAAUGAGUUAUAAUUCUAAUUUUUCAACAUUUAAAUUGUCUUAUUCUGAUAAAGAAAAAUUAGGAACUAUACGAAAUGGGUUUGAAGUGGUUACAAGAAAUAACUUGACUGAUGAUGAGAAUUGGCUUACAUGUGUUGGAUGUGCAAUAAUUAGAAGGCAACAAGAAAGAUUAGGUCAUGAACAAUCAGAUGAAUGUAAGAAAUGUUUUCAAGAAUAUUGUUGGACUGGUGGAUUAAGAGAAGCGGCACCACUAUCAAGUGUCAGUGGAAUUUCUAGUUUAGCAACUGCGACAACUAGAAGUAGCACUUCGAGUGGUAGCACGAGCAGUUCAGAUAGUGAAGCUGCGGAUGCUACGACAAAUAGGGAUUUUACGUCAGAGACUUCUCUGGGUUCUUCUACGAGACUGAAUGGAGGUGGUGCGGCCAUAGCUGCUAGCCAUACGCCAUAUUUCCUUGUCGUUGUACAUUUUAUAUUAGAGUUAGUGUUUGUAUGA
Candida tropicalis MYA-3404 is the source of this 2235-nucleotide messenger RNA. RefSeq names its product Plb5p (gene PLB5). NCBI's taxonomy places the organism in Eukaryota, Fungi, Ascomycota, Pichiomycetes, Serinales, Debaryomycetaceae. The coding region runs from base 1 to 2235 and encodes 744 amino acids. The record is from RefSeq and is a predicted model, not a curated record. Gene Ontology annotation, biological process: glycerophospholipid catabolic process. Gene Ontology annotation, cellular component: cytosol; extracellular region; plasma membrane. The transcript has a single exon. Gene Ontology annotation, molecular function: A2-type glycerophospholipase activity.